Molecule: messenger RNA, 2499 nt
Organism: Glossina fuscipes
Lineage: Eukaryota; Metazoa; Arthropoda; Insecta; Diptera; Glossinidae
Exons: 7
Coding region: 553-2259 (568 amino acids)
Source: RefSeq, a predicted model, not a curated record
AAAAAAAAAAAAAAAAACGGAUAAAUGCAUAUUAAGAGACACCGAAAUGAGUGUACCCAAACAUUUUCCAACUUUCUACGUUGUGUAAGAAAGAAAUUGAAACACAUUACCUACUCGUUCAUUUACUUACUCUCUAAAGGUGUGAAGUCACUUAUAAGACACACAAAUGUUAAAAAUAAAACUGAAAUGAACUCCCUAUAAUACUCACAUAUAAAAUUCACAAAUGCUAAUUGUAAUUUUUUACAUACUUCCAAAUAUAGAUCAAGUUUGUUUAUCUGUUAAUAUUUUCUUGUUGUACACCUUAUGGGAUUCGAAGAAGAAAAUUAAGCAAUAAAUCGUCCCCUUUUCACACAUAAAAAAAUAUGAAUAAUGGCAACCCUAUUCAUACUGUUAUGUUUUGGUGUAAUUCUCUCUGCAAAGAGAACAAAGCUGUUUCAUUCUGCACACAAAAGUUGCCGUGUCAAAGUGGAAAAGAGCUAAAAUAAAUCAAAAAAGAAAGAUUCAGUAAUUUAAUAAUUAUAUAGUGAAAUUGUAAAAAAAGGAAACCUAACUAUGGAAGAGGAAAUCCCAAACGAUACCUCCCCUGCGCAGGUUGACGCUCAACUAAUUGCUACGCUAUGUGAAAUAGAUAAAUGUAAUUAUUUAUAUUUAUUUGAAAGAUGCAAACAAUUUAAUGUCAAUGCUAGACAGCUACGUUACUUUGAAAAAGAUCAUGUUCGAGAGUUAAUACCUAAAACUCAACUUGGCAUUCGGGCUGAAUUUGAAUUCUUGCUGAAGGCAUGGAAAACUCGUAAUGGUUCCUUUAAUCCAACGGAAAAUCAUAAAGAAGCCUGUUCAAGUUGCUCCAGUAAACAUACACAAACUAAAGUACAACAUAUGGGAUCAAGAUUAUCUAAUGAAGACAAUUUAGAAUUACAAAAAAUAUGCAAUUCUGAUAGCAGUAACGUAAUUACUGAUCAUCAAGAUUUACUUACAUUUUCAACUUAUGCUGAAGAUCACUUAAGUUUUAGUACCUGCAAUCCUGGAUCUGCUGUGGAGUCUGGUAAUAUGAAUGUUAAAGUUGAUGUGGAGAGUUUUCCUUUAACAACCAUUAUACCAACAGUGUUAAGAUGUUGCGAAAAGAAUUACAAAAAUGCAAAAUUACUAACGGAAGAGGAUCGUCGUUUAAUGGCUAGAUCAAUAAUAGAUUAUUUUGAUUCUCGAAAUAUAAGAUUGCAACCUCAAAUCAUGAAUAACUUAGCCGAACAAAUUACUCAAUAUUUUCCCACCGAGAAUAAGAAAGCUUGGUAUGAUCGGCAUCGCGGACGCCUUCAAGCGCGUCGCUAUACUGCACGACAACGAGUGGGCUCGUAUCGUAAGAAACGUAGAAUAACCGCCAUUAAAACAUUAAGGAAGAAAGAACAUUCAAAAGAUUCCACACUUCAAGAGGACAUUGAAGCCAUGGAGCAAGACGAAGGUGGCCAACGAAUACAGAACUGGUUAAAAUGUUACAAAUGUGAAGACUUUAAUGAAGUUAUGGAUAUGUGGGAUGACACGUUGAACUAUAGAAAUUUGCAGAUUAAAUAUUUAAAAGCAAAUGAUUUGGAGAGUGUCAGAGAGUUCUUGGACAGCUGGCCUUCGUAUAAAUUACCGAGUGGUUACAAAUUGUUUGCCAUGGACUUUGAACAAAUCUACCCUAUCACAAUGUCAACAUAUAAACAUCGUUGGCUUAUCUUUAAGGAAAAAGUUGUGCAUUUAAUGGAAACUGAAAUUAAAGAUAGUACAUGUGUCGAUUUGCUGAAACUAUAUAAAGUCGAGAAAGGAAACCUAAAUGAUGAUAGCAUUGCCUGUACCUUAAUUCAUUUAUUGCACGCUAUGACAAAACCUGUGCGUUCUUGGAAAAGCAAAAAUGGCAAUCAUCGCUACUCCGCAGCGGAUUCGCAACGAUCGGUAACACGUUUAAUUAAUGACCCUUCGGAAUGUUUUGUCUAUAAUGAACCGUAUCCUUGCAUUUUUGUGAUGGGUGAAAGCUUCUUGGAAAUCCGAGAAUGUUAUAUUGUCUUUCAAAGUCUAAAAUAUAAACUAAGUUUCGAAGAUGCUUUAGCAACUGCUAUUCAUUUGUAUGCGUUAUUUAAAUUGGAUGACCCGUUGCCAUCUGUAUACUUUUGGCAAUUUAUACGAAGCUAUUUCUUUGACAUUAAAAAAAAUGAUGAAACUUCUCAUAAAACUAUAGAAGUGGUUGUCAAAUAUUUGAAAACAGCUGAUACGAAACUUUGUUAAGUCACACAUAAUCAUACAUAAAUCAUAGUCACACAACAAGACGUUUGGAAAAAAGGGCAUUUUAUUUUUAUUAUGACCUUCGCUAUAAAACAUUCUUUCUGUCGGGGAAAAAUAUUGGCAUUGAAAAUUGACAAUCGUGGAAAUUAUUUCAAAAACUAAGAAAGGAAAGAACUAAAUAACAUAAACGUAGAAUGCAAGAAAAAAAAAAUUCGAAAUUUCAAGAAGAUGGAUUAACUAUAA